GAUUGAUCUGGGCCCACUACUGGUUGAUAUUGUAGAUCUCCGCAGGGAACAGGCCGCGGAUUUACACCAUUGACUUAGCUGGCUGUAUUUCUGUGAGUGUGAGCACUCCGGAGAUGUCUCAACUGCGGGUUGACGUCGCUAAUCUCUGAUUUUAUAAGAACAGUCGCUACCGACGUACGAGAAUUCGAUAUCCCAGACACAGCUUUCAAGCAUCAACGCCUUCAUCAAAGACUUUAGCCAUCGAGAUACUCGGCUAGACAUUUCCCACAGAAACCUACUGCAGAGAAACGAAACAACUUGUCGAAGUCAUGGGGUUCAAGGUUCAGACACUUUGGCAGGCGCCGGAGAUCAAUCCGGUCAAUGGCAAAGCUCGAUCGAUUCCUGUUCUUAACCCAUUCAACAAGUAUGGAAGAGUAUUCUUCUUCUCUUGGUUCGGCUUCAUGAUCGCUUUCUGGUCAUGGUAUGCCGUGCCACCUCUAUUGCCAAUUACCAUGAAGAAGGAUCUCAAGCUCAGCCAAAACGAAGUCGCCAACUCGAACAUCAUUGCAUUGACUGCAACUCUCAUCGUCAGAUUGAUCGCUGGCCCAGCAUGUGAUCGCUUCGGACCAAGAGUAACCUUCGCUGCCUGCCUCAUCCUCGGUGCCAUUCCAUCAGUGCUCAUCGGAACAAUCCACAAUGCUGCCGGUCUAUAUGUUAUCCGAUUCUUCAUUGGUAUCCUCGGAGGCUCUUUCGUCCCUUGCCAAGUCUGGUCCACCGGCUUCUUCGACAAGAACGUCGUUGGAACAGCCAACUCCCUCACCGGCGGAUGGGGAAACUCAGGUGGUGGCAUCACAUACUUCGUCAUGCCCGCCAUCUUCGACUCCCUGGUCUCACGCCAGCAUCUAUCCGCCCACGUUGCUUGGAGAGUAGCUUUCGUCGUACCUUUCAUCCUUAUUACCUUCACUGCCAUCUGCCUCUUCCUUCUAUGCCAGGACACACCUACCGGCAAGUGGUCAGAGCGCCAAAUGGCCGUCCAGCAAAACCUCCAAUCGCACGGUGUCCACGCAUCCGGCGGCCUCGUCAACGUCCCCGGCGCCAUCACCGACCGCAAGGCGGACGGCACAUCCACCCCUCCAUCCGACGAGAAGCGCCUGGACGAAGAAGCCGGCGUCUCGCGAGCCAAGCACGGCUCCUUCGACCACGAAGCGCCCAUGGGCGAGAAGGAGAUGAUCGACACGGCCCGCGGCGAGGUCGUCGUCAAGCCCUCGUUCAAGGAAGCCAUGUCCGUCAUCUUCACGCCUCAGACCGCCACCGUUGCAUUCUGCUACUUCUGCUCCUUCGGCGCUGAGCUGGCUAUCAACUCCGUGCUCGGGACUUACUACCUCAAGAACUUCCCCAAGCUCGGACAGACCGGUACCGGGCGCUGGGCCGCCAUGUUCGGGCUCUUGAACAUUGUGUUCCGCCCCCUCGGCGGUCUGACCUCCGAUUUCCUGUACAGAAAAACGGGCAGCGUAUGGAGCAAGAAAAUAUUGCUGCACUCUUUGGCUAUCGUCUGCGGUGCCUUCCAAAUCGCCAUCGGUGUCUUGAACUCACACUCGCACUCCACGAUGUUCGGCCUCGUAGCCGGCAUGGCCCUCUUCCUCGAGGCCGGCAACGGGGCUAAUUUCUCUUUGGUACCGCACGUCCAUCCCUUUGCGAACGGCAUCAUCUCCGGUGUUACGGGUGCGUGUGGUAACUUUGGCGGAAUCGUGUUUGCGAUUAUCUUCCGGUACCUGGGAACGGAUUACGGGAAGACGUUUUGGAUCAUUGGGGUUAUGACUAUUGGGAUCAAUAUCUGUGUUUCGUGGAUCCAUCCUAUUCCUAAGGGCCAGGUUGGUGGUCGUUAAUGGAGAUGUGUGGUUUCUUUGGUUGUUGUAUAUAUCCAGGGUAGAGCAUGUAUGUGAAGGUUUUUUUGUUUGUGUUGGAAAAGUAUAGGUGUCGAGAUACCAUAUAUAUUAUGUUAGGAGUAGAUAGAUAAAUUGCAUGGAUUGCUAUGUAUU
Messenger RNA from Mollisia scopiformis, 2018 nucleotides. RefSeq names its product nitrate transporter. Gene Ontology annotation, biological process: nitrate transmembrane transport; nitrite transport. Gene Ontology annotation, molecular function: nitrate transmembrane transporter activity; nitrite transmembrane transporter activity. The record is from RefSeq and is a predicted model, not a curated record. Gene Ontology annotation, cellular component: membrane. Lineage: Eukaryota; Fungi; Ascomycota; Leotiomycetes; Helotiales; Mollisiaceae. Bases 309 to 1865 code for a protein of 518 amino acids. The transcript has 3 exons.